CACCAAACAAAUAUUGAAACAAAAUACAUAUAUAUAUCUCCAUUCCUUCUCCUCUUUUUUCCCUUGUCCUUUGUCUUUCCAUAUCAUGUCUAGGGUUAUGGAACCCCUUAUGGUGGGCAGGGUGGUAGGAGAAGUGGUGGAUGUCUUCACACCGACCGUUAAAAUGACAGUGACUUACAACUCAAACAAACAGGUCUCCAACGGGCAUGAGAUCAUGCCUGCUGUCAUUGCCAGCAGACCCCGAGUUGAGAUUGGAGGGGAAGACAUGAGAACUGCAUACACACUGAUCAUGACAGACCCUGAUGCUCCCAGCCCUAGUGAUCCACACUUGAGAGAACAUUUGCAUUGGAUGGUCACCGACAUUCCUGGCACUACUGAUGUCUCUUUUGGAAAAGAAGUUGUCGGGUAUGAGACCCCAAAACCAGUGAUAGGGAUCCACCGAUACGUGUUCAUACUGUUCAAGCAGAGAGGAAGACAGACUGUGAGGCCUCCGGCUUCCAGAGACCACUUCAACACCAGGAGGUUCUCGGAGGAGAACGGGUUGGGGCUGCCAGUAGCCGCCGUGUACUUCAAUGCGCAGAGAGAAACAGCUGCAAGAAGAAGAUAAGGAAAAGACGAAAAAAGAUGGGCUAAGACCCUUCUACUAGUUUACUCAUUAUAUAUAAUGGGAAUAAUCCGUAACAGAUUCUUUCAGUUUAAUUAACUGAGUUUCUGUUGGAUUGAUUGCGUUAAAAGUACUGUAGUGCAUGUACUUGUGUUGUAUGGAUAGCUAGGUUACUGUUUUUACGGUAUGACUAGGUUUGUGGGUUCCAUCUCUAUGUUUUUUUAGGGUACUUUUGAGGAGGAUCUGGUAAUGAUAGGAUGCAUUGUAGUAAACAGGGCUACAUGUC
Molecule: messenger RNA, 890 nt
Organism: Rubroshorea leprosula
Lineage: Eukaryota; Viridiplantae; Streptophyta; Magnoliopsida; Malvales; Dipterocarpaceae
Source: the annotation of a GenBank genome assembly